Panonychus citri (citrus red mite) is the source of this 589-nucleotide messenger RNA. RefSeq lists its product as uncharacterized. Lineage: Eukaryota; Metazoa; Arthropoda; Arachnida; Trombidiformes; Tetranychidae. The record is from RefSeq and is a predicted model, not a curated record. The coding region runs from base 11 to 574 and encodes 187 amino acids. The transcript is spliced from 2 exons.
UCACUUUUUCAUGUUGAAUUCAUUGGCCGAUAUGUGCAUCUGUUUGGAGGCCACUUUUUCAACGAUAAACUCGAGGAUAAAAAAUUUUCCUAGAGAAGAAUAUCCAGCGGUGAUGUUAGAUCAUCUUAAAGCUAUACGAUUGGACUACACUCAUGGGGUCAGGUCAACUCAGGCAGCGGAAAAAUAUGCUAGAUAUUAUGUGACCUUUUUUUAUCUUCAAUUUGGUUUGUUCAAUAUCGUUAAUAUCGUCGAUGCUCAUGGAGAUGAUAAACUUGCUCGACUUUAUUGGAUUAUCUACCUGGUUUUAGAUUUCAGUUUGUUAAUCUACGUUACGGUGAGAGUUGUUUCGGUUAAUCAACUUUCUAGCCAAGGAUUAGAGGAUUUAUAUGAGUUAUCUUAUUUUAUGAGAAACCAACAUUUACAACAUGAGAACGACAUUUUCAUUAACCGAAUGCUUUGGAAAAAUGUUGGAUUUACCUUUGGAAAUUUAUUCAUAAUCAACACCAAUUUUAUCACUUCAAUGUUCACAUUGGCACUAACACUGGUUAUUACUCUCGCUAAUUUCCUCUAUUAAUGAGUUUAAAAUGAA